Messenger RNA from Kickxella alabastrina, 1208 nucleotides. RefSeq names its product 3-oxo-5-alpha-steroid 4-dehydrogenase-domain-containing protein. The coding region runs from base 136 to 1143 and encodes 335 amino acids. Gene Ontology annotation, molecular function: 3-oxo-5-alpha-steroid 4-dehydrogenase activity. The record is from RefSeq and is a predicted model, not a curated record. The transcript has a single exon. Gene Ontology annotation, biological process: polyprenol catabolic process; dolichol-linked oligosaccharide biosynthetic process. Gene Ontology annotation, cellular component: endoplasmic reticulum. NCBI's taxonomy places the organism in Eukaryota, Fungi, Kickxellomycota, Kickxellomycetes, Kickxellales, Kickxellaceae.
GCAGUGUUUGUCAUGCGUAUGGCGCCAUCUAAAAUGCAGCCAUCCAUUCAAGCACCUAACCUCCCUCGUGCUCUUCAUGGCUUUAGUGCAUAUCUUUGUCUUUGUUCGUCUCAUAAAUAGCAUAGUAAAACGAGUAUGUACUUGGCAUAUUUCAUACGAUCAGUAUACGCGCUUUUCGCCCUGCUCGCGCUGGUAUUCGAGGCCUUUCCGUGGACGCGUGACACCUUUGUAAAGUACGGCAAGACCCGGGAGGAAGCCAAAGAGGAGCCAGCAGAGCCAGUGCAAGGCGCGUCAGACAGCAGCACUGCUAGCAUUGCGGGCAACCGCAAUUCGGGGGAGCACUCAGGGUCGGCAAGCAUUGUGCCCCAAUGGUUCGCGCAGAUGACAGUGCCAAAGCACACUUUUUCCCAUUUUUACAUCUUUGGCACAAUAUGCAGCGCAUUGGUGACUCUGGACAUCAUCAACUGGGUCAAGGGCCAGAGUGGCUCGCAGCUGCCAGAAGCCACAGCAAAGUGCUUCAUCCAGCUGUAUAUAUCGUGGGAGCAGCGGAUCCUCGACAGUGAUCUAGCAACGGUCGUGGCGUUCCCUCACAAAAUCACGGUGCUUGCGUUAACCAUGUGUAAUAUGCAUAUUAUGCUGCGGCUCAAAGAGAGCGUGUACGACCAGCCCGCCACCAAGGCGCGCAUGCACAUUUCCCAGUAUGCAGUGGGAAUCAUCUACUAUGCAGUGACGCCUCUUGCAGUGGUUGUUGACUCGUUCUACAGGCCGGCGUGGAAGUCUCCGCCGGUCUGGGCGGUCAUUGCAGGUCUGGCGACCUAUACUUAUGCAUCGGUUCACCAAUGGCGCUGCCACCAUAUCCUGUACAAUCUGCGCACCCAGUCGCUGCGCGAAGACUCGGGCUACGUGGUCCCGACAGGCGACUUGUUCGCGUAUGUGGCGUGCCCGCACUUUUUAUGCGAGAUCCUUGUGUAUGUGGCGAUCUGGAUGGUGACCGGGUUCCAAGCGACAACUCUUCUGUGGAACAUCGGGUGGAUCAUAACGGGACUCGGUAUCACGGCUAGCGAGUCGCACCGGUGGUACAAAAGGACGUUUGGAGACAAGUACCCGCGCAACCGGCGCGCGCUCGUGCCGUUCAUCUGGUAGUAUGUGUAGGGAUACUUUUUUCGGCUUUGGUGUGAUUUUUCGAUGGGCAAUUUGAAAUAAAAAAU